Blepharisma stoltei is the source of this 1858-nucleotide messenger RNA. Lineage: Eukaryota; Ciliophora; Heterotrichea; Heterotrichida; Blepharismidae. The record is from the annotation of a GenBank genome assembly.
AUGCAAUUCUUAAAAAAUUUAAAUAUGAAUAAUUCUUUUCAACCUCAGCCAGCUUAUGGGCGGCCUCAGACUACAAAUCCUUUUACAAAUUCCUUUACACCUGCAGGCCAGCAGCCAUUCCAGCCAAAUUAUGCGGCUCAAACUCCUUCUCAGUAUCAAAUCGGAAAUCCUCAGCCAAGCCCAUUUGGACAAGGUAUGGCUCAGAAUAAUCCUUUUGGAGGCAGCAGGCCAGGGCAACCUAACCCUUUUGUGGGGAAUCCUCCACAAAGUUCUUUUAAUACAGGUAUGAAUACUUCUAUUGGGAUGCCUAGCUACAAUACUUUACAAAGCUCUAUCCAAACUCCAAAUAAACCAUUUACAACUGGCACAGGGCAUAUGUCUCCAAGCCCAUUCACAGUGACUAAGCCUCCUACACAAGUUCCUUCUAUUUCUACUAAUCCUUUUGCUCAAGGUCCAAAUCAAAGUUUAGCCCCGCCAUCUACAGUUAACCCUUUUCAGUCAGUCCAGCCUCCAACAACCCAGUCUCCUUUUCAAGCUCCUCCUCCUGUGCAAUCUCCUUUCCAAGCUUCUCAGCCGUCUCCUUUUCAAGUUCCAUCUACAACUACCCAGCCUCCUUUUUCUGUGCCUCAAAUGACUUCUUCUGCUUUCCCUUCUACUUCUCAGCAAGCUUUCCCUCAAGUGUCUUCUACCCAGCCCAAGCCUCCCCAAUCCUCCUCAGCUGGCUUUUUUAUGAAUCCAUCAGGGUUUUCUGCCACUUCUACCGCCCCACAAGUAACUCUCCCUUCUACAGCCCCUCAAACUUCUACUCAAGACAGCUCAAAAAUAUCGAAAGAGCUAGAAGACAGCAAAAAGCAGAUUUUAACUCCCCCCAUGAACGAGCGGCAAAUUUCAUCUUUAGAGGUGCUAGUAUUUUUUUAAAAAAAUUAUAUUAUAUGUGAAUUUGCUUAUAGCAAAAUUUUAAAAAAAUCCCAAUUAGAAGAAAUUGAAAAGUAAAAAUUAAUUUAAUUUGUAAAUUUUGAGAAGCAAGCAGUCAGAUUAAACAGAGUUAGCUAGAUUUCAUUAUUAAAAUUAAUACUUAUAUUUUAAAUAUGUUUUAUAAAAAUUUUUAUGCUUUCAGGGUUUUUUUGUUUUUUUAAAAAAGUUUUUUCAAUGGUUUUGUUCUCUUACGGAGGGGGAUUAAGCAAAAGAAGAAUUCAAGACUUAUUCCAGGACUGGAAAACUGAGCUCGACAGUCAAGCACUUGCAUUUAGAGAAGUCACUGAAAAAUCCAUUGGCAUUGAAAAAUCAGCUUAUGAUUGCCAAAAAGAAAUAAUCACACUGAGAGAUGUAUUAGAUAAGGUAAAAAGCGAUAGUAAGCUAGCUAAUGAAACGAUGGACUUGAUUACUGCUGAACAAAACGACUUGUCAGGAGCUUUAGAUGUAAUUGAUAAAGAGCUGGAAAAAAUCCUGACACAAAUGAAUAUAGGUGGAUUUUUUGGAAAAGGACUAAGGCAUGAUGAUAAGGAAAAUAUGGUUAAAAUAUUUAAUAUCUAUGAAUAGCUAAGGCAUAUAUAUCUUAUUUUAUAUAAAAAAAUAAGAAAAUAGAAAUAUUUUUAUCAGAAAAAUUCAAUUAAUAGGAGAUAUUUAUAAGGCAGCAGACUCAGUGAAGCUAAAUAUAAGUGACCUUGAAAAAAAUAUGCAAAAAAUCACGAAAAGUGUAAAUGAUACAUUUGAGACUGAGCAGGAAAAUGGACUGGAUUUAGAAACAAUUUUAGACACGUAUUUAGAAGCUUUGGACUGGAUUGAAGUAAACGCAGUCAAUUUAAACUCAAAAAUUGAGAAUUUAGAACACGAAUACCAUUUAAGACCAUCUGUAUAA